This is a messenger RNA of Suillus fuscotomentosus, 1665 nucleotides long. RefSeq lists its product as uncharacterized. The transcript is spliced from 11 exons. NCBI's taxonomy places the organism in Eukaryota, Fungi, Basidiomycota, Agaricomycetes, Boletales, Suillaceae. The coding region runs from base 1 to 1665 and encodes 554 amino acids. The record is from RefSeq and is a predicted model, not a curated record.
AUGCGAGGUGUUGGUGGUCAUGCAGUGCAACUGAAAAAGACUGGAGAAACGUUAGCAGCCCCAACAAGGAAAGGAUGUGUGGAGCCCACUAUUGAAAGGAGCGAUUCAGAUGCAGAAGAAAAUCCUAUGGCUCCAUCACAGCUUCGAAAAAUGAAGAAAAAUCAUUCCGUUACAGCCAACAACCAAGUUAGGCCAGGACCUCAGCCCUCUUGCACUUCUCAACCAACCCUUCACACUACUCAGGCUUUGGCGAGGUUUGGGUUCAAGCCGCCCACAUCCAGUAUUCGGAAGACUGGUGCUACCCAUAUGAAGGCACGCCAAGUAGCAGACCAAGACAUCACAGAAGACAGGGAUUUUGAGCGUGAUGGGGAUUCUGACUUACAGCCUGAGCACGAUAGGGAUUUUGACUUGCAACACAACAAUCAGGGUGAAUCCGACAGUGCUAGCGAGAACGGCAACCAGGGUCCAGAUGAUAAUCCCAGGGAAGAUGAAGACAGGACCAGAAUCAAUCCACAUGUCAGCAAAGGAACCAAGUGGAUGGUUUUGACAACGAUCUCGAAGGUGGAAUGCAUGAUUUUGAUCAAGGAUGUUGUUGAUGUCCUCGAGCUUCAUCAGGCAAAGAAUGGAUGGCACAAGGCUCCUUCGCAGGCUUCCCUCUUGAGAACAAAAUAUAGUCUUGUAGGCAUACAAGAUCUCCACGUCGGCACACAAGAUCUCCACUCUCCUCUUCAGCGUUCUCCAUCUCAGCCAACCCAGUCCUCAAAUCACAUACAGCCCUCCUCCCAGGGACACUCUUCGUUGCAGUCCUUUCCCAAGGACACUUCUCCAUCUGAUCGCGCAACAUCACCCACUCUUCGUGGUCGCUCUUCUAGUACCACACCUGAGCCAGAUUCAUGCAGCAGCAAGACCAUCAGGGAACGAAAGAUCAAACCAACUCAAGAGGACCCCGCAAAGCUCGGCUUCUAUCCACCUUCCUGGCAAGCAUUUUUGCAGGCAGCAAAGACACUCUACAACUUGCACAAGAAGUCUUGGAUGCUGAACUCUGGAGGUUUCACAAGAAGAAGAUCAAAAUGGAUAAAGUUAUUUCCUGCAGUACAAAGCACAAAUGUCCCGAAUGAACUGAAGAAAGUGAUUAUACCCAUCGCGAAAUUGGUGUACGACAUCUUCCCGAAGGGCACAGUCACAUGCAAGGAGGACAUACAUAAACAUGUCAUUGCAGCUGCCACUGAGCUCCUUAAGACCGGCGAUUAUCUUCAUAUUCCCAACUCGUCUAAUGGCAAAUGGAAAAAUUUUGUGUCACAAGCUCUCAUGGAUGGUUGCCUGGCAUUUUACUAUAGCAGUAGCAAGAAGGCACUGAAGAACACGGACAAAUUUCACUGCACAAUCCCUCAGAAUGGGUUUAUUCUUGUUGCCGCUGUGAUGAAGGGCGUCCUCUCUGGAUUUUCCGAACCUGGUACUGACAAAUUACCCGACCUCUCUGCUGAUAAAUGUAGGAGCGAUUUCAACUCGUUGCGGAGGUCUGUGGACAAGCUGAUGAAUAUUCCCGAACAUCAUAAAGAGCUCGAAGAUAUGCUGGCGCAGUGGGCCACGAUUGGGAUGGGCGAGUUUGUUCAUGGUGAUGCAAGUGCAGGCAGUGAUUUGGAGGACAUCAAUAUCAUUUUAUGA